Molecule: messenger RNA, 423 nt
Organism: Drosophila rhopaloa
Lineage: Eukaryota; Metazoa; Arthropoda; Insecta; Diptera; Drosophilidae
Product: protein midgut expression 1
Exons: 2
Coding region: 78-350 (90 amino acids)
Source: RefSeq, a predicted model, not a curated record
GUUUUCAGUCAUAUUUCUUUCUUAAAAAGUUUACACAAAUAUUUUAGCAAAAAAAAAAAUUCCCGUACAGAGCAAUUAUGUGUCUGCCAAUAAUUGGAAGUGCCCUCUGUUGCUGUUGCAAAUUGGGACUCAAGUGUCUUUGCUUUUUUGCCUUCUCCGCGUUCGGUGUUUUGCUCAUUGUAGCCUUGGUGGUCUACUUUUGUUUCUUCUACAAUAAAUCGGAGGACGAGACAACCAAGAUUGAUUUCGAUUCUACUAUGGGAACCACAGCUCUGGAGGACAGUGUACAUACCACAGCGGCCCCAUCGCUAGUUAGAUCGUUUCUACAUCAAUUAAUAGACCGAAUUUGAGAUGUACCCAAGUAUCAAAAAAUGUAUAACAGAAAUAUAAGGUGUAAAAGGACCUUCACAUUUAGGCUUCGAA